AUGACACGCAGUAGAUCUUUAGGACAAAGAUUCGGCAGCCAUCUCCCUGCGGCUCAUAAACCUGAGAAUAAAGGAAAUCCCACAAGCACAAGGAAGACCAAAAAGGAUCGGGCACUGGCUGUAAUGUCCGUUAAAUCAACUCGUCCGGUGCCCCCAGUCCGACUCCGGCGGUCCAUGGCUUGUUUCUCAAUCCCACUCAUCCGUGCAGAACUAGUCAUGGAUGAGUCCCUAACAAACCUUGGAACUCUCAUCACCUACUCCGCCCCGCAAGAGGUGGUCGCCGUUGAUUUUGACACGAGGAUGGAGCACACAACCUGCCGGGUACCAGUGAUGGAGGGUGGGCAGCUUAGAGGGUAUGUACCCCUGCCAAUGAGGUACCGGGAUGUUUGGCUCGAGCUAUCCUACAACAUUGUACUAUUGAUCAACAUCUGGAGGCUUUGGUCGAAGGAGGAGGGAAAGGCUUUGAACUCGAAGGAGAAAAAGAUGGCCACUACUUGCCGACAGAACGCCGGAACGUUGCUUGUUCAAUACAUGUUUGCCAGGCUGCUUGCGGUGGAGGAGUUGGUCGGCUUGAAUUAUAACACGGAGCCUGGUGAGGAGUGCGUGAAAGUUCUCAACGAAUGGAAGGUCCGGAUGGUUCGGGAUUGGUUCUAUAUGACUCACUCGGAGGCCAAGGCUGAUGGACCUGAAUUCUUGCACGCAGAUCCCGUCAGCCUCGAAAAUAAAGCAUUUUUCGAAAUGAGAUGGGACAUAGAGGAGGAGGGUCGGGACAUCAUGUCGCUCCCGGCAGAUACCAAUCUCUGGAUCCACGGGCGUAUCGAAGGGCUCGACGACACCUUUGAAAAAACAAUUAAACCUCAGUCCUUCGAAGAGAUGAGCAAGCCCAGCCAAUUUUUCGAGACUCGAUAUGAGGAAGGGGCCAAGCUACCGUCUCGCUGGCACGAGGGACACGAGCCUCGUCCCCUCUUCUGGAGCAUCAAGCAGUGGGAUUGGUUCAGGAAUGACUAUUGGAACGCACCAAUUGACCUCUUGCGUUACGCUCUUGUCACAGAGCCAGCGUACCACGAUGUCGGCCAGUUCUUGGGCGACCUCUGCAGCCUCAGCAGCAUCAUCUCCAUCAAUCCUAAUUGGCAAGACAUCGAGGCGAAUGCGAAGGACCUCUGGCUCGGAAAGAUGAUCUGGAGGAAGUUUGUGGGCAGUUUGAGGAGAAGUUUGAAUCUUUCCAAGGAACAAACAGCAACUUCAGAAACAAGGGAUGACCGAAAUCCUUUCAAUACGUUGGAGGCUCGUUUGAUCUUUGAAGGAUACAUGCGCCGGGGGAAAAUGAACUCCAAGGUUCAGAGCACCGAGGACGACACCCUGUGGGAAGUCUUGAACCAAAUCGGUCCGCCAGAACAUCUGCCGGUAUGGAAAUGGGUCGCAAGUGAGAUACAGCUGCAUGGCUCCAUGUUAACGGAAGUGUUGAACAAAGCCGGGGCUUGGUGGCGCGAUUUUAGAUACCAGCAAGUGAAAUCUUCUCAGGCGGAAACAAAUGCCACAGAACAGACUGACGAGGAGGAGAGCAAUGCGGGUGCUGAUACACCGCCAGAGAUUGCAACGCAGGUCCACGAUCAACAGGAGGGUGGAUCUGAAAAUGUUGAUGGUCUUGGAGAGCAAAACUCUGAGAGCUCUGGCGACGCUUGCCCUCACCCGGACGGUGUUGGAGGACAUCCUUCUGGAGCUACCGCUGCAGCCAACUCAACAGCUUUUGCGCAUCCUACUGCCUUGCACAAUUUUACGAAACCCAAACUUGCUCUUCCUCCUGCUCUCCCUCCGCCUGCUAACACAACAACUACAGUUCAGGUGCUAGAGACGAGGGAAAGCCAACGACAGGAGCUGCAUCCCAUCCAUCUGGGUUUAACCAGGUAUCUUGAGGGGCUUGAAUCGUUGGAAACAUACAGGGAAACCUUGAUGAAGUCCCUGUCCUCGGACUUUGAGGAGGGCAUUGGGGAAUUUGUGAAAGAUCUUCAACGUUUCCCUGUGGAGCAGCUUACAGUGGAUUUGGCAACGCCGAUCUUGGACUCCUUCGUCCGCCGUGUUAAAGCAAUACAGGCGAAGAAAGAAGCCUGGAAAUCGGAAAAGGUCCUCCUGUGA
This is a messenger RNA of Suillus subalutaceus, 2133 nucleotides long. RefSeq lists its product as uncharacterized. The record is from RefSeq and is a predicted model, not a curated record. NCBI's taxonomy places the organism in Eukaryota, Fungi, Basidiomycota, Agaricomycetes, Boletales, Suillaceae. The transcript has 6 exons. The coding region runs from base 1 to 2133 and encodes 710 amino acids.